Messenger RNA from Daktulosphaira vitifoliae (grape phylloxera), 3658 nucleotides. RefSeq names its product aminopeptidase N-like. Lineage: Eukaryota; Metazoa; Arthropoda; Insecta; Hemiptera; Phylloxeridae. The coding region runs from base 333 to 3344 and encodes 1003 amino acids. Gene Ontology annotation, molecular function: peptide binding; metalloaminopeptidase activity; zinc ion binding. The record is from RefSeq and is a predicted model, not a curated record. Gene Ontology annotation, biological process: proteolysis; peptide catabolic process. Gene Ontology annotation, cellular component: cytoplasm. The transcript has 17 exons.
UGCGCCGUUCUUCCACCUAAUCGAAACGUGCGCCGCCGUUGUUGUUUUUUAUUCAUAUCUCGCCCAUGUGUGAUACACGUAUAAAUUUUAAAUAAUGCUCCAAAACGUAUUGUGUUAAAACACUUUAGACUUAAGAUUAGAAUAAAUCUAUAAAUAAUAAAUUGGUUUCAAUAUUUUCAUUAAUUAUUUGCUCGGAAAUCUAUCGGUAAUAACUUUAUAGCAUUUUUUUUUACGUUUAUGGAUACAGUAGUAAUGACUUUACUGCUGAACAAUACGUUGUGUACCUUUAUUGAAGACUGUUGCUGUUCACUAACCCUAUCACUUUACUCCAAAUGAAAUACAAGUUCAACGUUCAUGAAGCCGCCGAGAUUAUGGAAAGUGAUACAACAUAUGCUGCAAGAAAAAAAGCUUAUAGGCUACCUUUAUUUAUAGUGGCUUCUUCAAUUGCAUUUUUCGUUCUACUUUGUAUGAUAUGUCUGUUCUUUGUUUUUUAUCCGACGUUGUGUCAAAAUAAAUCAAACUACCUAGGAUCCACUGAAUAUAUUUUGGAUGAAAUUCGAGGAGUAGACUACGAAAGAUUAGAAAGUAAUACUGGAACUACAGAUGUUAGAUUACCCACAGUCGUAGUCCCUGAUUCCUAUAAUUUAAGAAUAGUGCCGUUUUUAUGGGUUGGAAAUUCUACAUUCAAUGGCCAAGUUAGCAUUGUCGUCAAUGUCACGGCCCCCAUAAAUAGUAUUACUCUACAUGCCGUCGACUUAAAUGUGACGGAAUGUAAAGUUUCAAGGUUUCCAAGAAUAGUCCCUGAUGAAUAUAUUAAGGAUGAUAAUAGUAUUUUUGUAAAUAUCGAAGGUACUGAAAUUGAUGUAUCAAAACAGUUUUUUAUCAUUAAGUUUAAGGACACACAACCUGCUGAUUUUCAAUACAAAAUUUACAUUAACUAUACUGGAAGAUUGCAAGAUAAUAUGGAAGGUUUUUAUAAAAGCUCAUAUGUAAUUGGAAAUAUUACUAGAUGGAUAGCUGCAACUCAAUUUCAACCAACAGAUGCACGCAAAGCAUUCCCUUGCUUCGACGAGCCCGCUUUAAAAGCAAAAUUUUCCAUUACAAUUGCUCGACCCGCACACAUGAGUUCUAUAUCAAAUUCUGGUCUUCGAAGUAACUCUAAUUUACCAAGACUGCCUGGAUUGUUGUCUUUUUACGAAUGGGACGAAUUCGAAGAAACUGUUCCUAUGUCAACUUAUUUGGUAGCAUUCGUUAUAUCUGAUUUUGAGUACUUGUCUUCAGAGACUUUUAGAGUAUGGGCUAGAAGUGAAGUAUUACAACAUACCAAUUAUGCUCGAGAAAUAGGCCCUAAAAUACUCAGAUUUUAUGAAGAUUUCUUUUCUAUUCCUUAUCCUUUAAAGAAAAUCGACUUGAUUGCUUUACCUGAUUUUGGUGGUGGUGCAAUGGAAAACUGGGGUUUAGUCACAUUUAGAGAAACUCUAAUGUUAUAUAAUGAAGGCGUAUCAUCAAAUUUACAAAAAGAACAAGUUACCACAGUCAUUGCACAUGAGUUGGCUCAUCAAUGGUUUGGAAAUUUGGUAACUGCUGAUUGGUGGUCGGAUUUAUGGUUAAAUGAAGGUUUCGCUACUUACAUUGAAUACUUAGGUGUUGACCAUUUAGAACCUUGGUGGAAAAUGGACGAGCAGUUUGUUUUGAGUAGCAUACAGAGUGUAUUUUUCAUGGAUUCGUUGAAAUCUACUCAUCCAAUAUCAGCACGUGUGUCAAAACCGGAAGAAAUCAAUGAAAUAUUCGACCGUAUUUCCUAUGAUAAAGGGGCAUCAAUAAUACGAAUGAUGGAUCAUAUAUUAACUAGACAAGUAUUUCGUAGAGGGUUAACUAAAUAUUUAAGCUCGAAGUUAUAUAAGAAUGCAUGUCAAAAUGAUUUAUGGCAAUCUUUAACCGAGGAAGCUCAAAAAAGUGGAGUAUUGGAUUAUACGUUUACUAUAAAAGAUAUAAUGGAUACCUGGACAUUACAGCCAGGUUUUCCAGUCAUUAAUGUCACCCGAAAUUAUAAUUCAGAUUCAUUAAUAGUUUCACAGAGUCGAUUUGUUCUUUAUGAUCCUAAAAGUUAUGAAAGAAAUGAUAAAUCAAGUUUUCUUUGGUGGAUACCACUUACGUACACUACUGCUUCAAAAUUAGACUUUUCGACAACUAAACCUUCCCAUUGGUUUAAACCACAAGAAUUUAUGAUGUUGACUGAAACUGGAGUGUCUUCUAAGGACUGGGUUUUAUUUAACAUUAAUGAAACUGGUUUUUAUCGUGUAAAUUACGAUUUGAAAAACUGGGAAAUGCUGAUUAAUUACUUGAAUGACCCAGAAAUGUUUUCAAAUAUCGGAACUAUUAACCGAGCCCAGUUAAUCGAUGACGCUAUGUCUCUUGCGAGAGCUGGAUAUCUUAGCUAUAAAACAUCUUUGGAUAUGACUAGAUAUCUGUAUCAUGAAACAGAGUUUGCUCCUUGGAAAUCCGCUUAUAGAUCAUUUAUUUACCUACACCAAAUGCUUAUAAAAACUCCCGCUUAUGACAAAUUAAAGGCAUAUGUUUUACAUUUAAUUACUCCAAUGUAUAAGGAAUUAGGCUUCACAGAUAGUACAAGAGAUGAUCAGCUAACAAUUUACAAGAGAUUUAAUACUCUAUCGUGUGCAUGUGAAUUGGGACACAUUGAUUGUAUUCGUAAUGCAGUGGUUCAGUUUCAGAAUUGGAGAUCAACUCCUCAUCCUGAAAAUAAUAAUCCAAUUUCACCAAACUUGAAAGCAAUCAUUUAUUGUGUAGCGAUUAGCUAUGGUGGUGAAGAAGAAUGGGAUUUCACUUGGAGUAUGUACAAAUUGACUAAAACUGUGUCAGAAAAAGAUUUGUUAUUAGAUGCUCUAGGUUGUAGUAGAGAAACAUGGAUUUUGACUAGGUUUCUUGACUAUGCUUUGCAAAAUAACUCUAUUAUUAAAAGUCAAGAUUUAUCUAAAGUUUUUUACGCAUUGACUAAUAAAAUAGCUGGACAAGAAGUUGCAUGGAAUUAUGUGCGUGACAAUUGGCGUACUCUUAAAUCCUCAUUAUCGUCGAGUUUUUCGGUAAUCAGUGAAAUUGUAAAAUCAGUUACCCAUCAUUUCAAUACGAAAAAUGAUUUGAUUGAGUUAUGGCAAUUUUAUAAAGAUCAACAAGAUCACUUAGGUUCAGCUAGACGAAGUGUAAUGCAAUCAAUUGAAAACGCGCAAGCAAAUGUUGAUUGGAUGAACCAAAAUUACAAAAUUAUCUAUAGUUGGCUGCAAAAUACGACUCAACAUAUAUCACUAGAUAAUAUUAAAAUGGAUUAAAUUGUAAUAAAAUUUUUCCGAUUAGACUGUAAAUAAAUAUUUUGAUGUAAACACUAACUAUUUCGGCGAUAUUUUGCCAUUUAAUUCUUAAUAUUUUUAUCGUCUUAGAGACUGUUUUUAUUUAAAUUUUUUUCUGCGAUUUAUUUGCAAUAUUUAUGACUUGAUGUACCUAUUUGAUAAAACUUUUAUUAUUUUUAAUUAAGCUUAUUUUAAAUGCGAACAAUGUUUUUAAAAUUUUUAUUAUUAUUUAGUCUUAUUCCACGUUAUAUUUUAAAAUAUUUAAUACCAAGUAAAAUUAUACUUUCUGUGUGUAA